AUGGGUCAACCCAAUACAAUUUCUCCAGCAUCAUUAGCAUUGUAUAGAACUAUAGUAAGAUCGAUUAAUCAAAAAUUACCAAAACCAGCACAAAAUUAUUAUUGGACUUUUACACGUGAACAUUUUGAGGGUCACAAAUAUGAAACUGAUCAAGAACAUAUAAAAUUUUUAGUAAAAAAGGGUUAUACUAGUUUAAAAUAUAUUAUAAAAAAGUCCACAGUGGGGGACUUGAAAAAAAAACCAGCACCACCUCCAAGAAAUACAUUAUCACAACCCACCUCUCCUCCUUUAACAAACCCACCAACACAAUAUGGACAACAACAACAACAACAACAACAACAACAACAACAACAACAACAACAACAACAACAACAACAACAACAACAACAACAACAACAACAACAACAACAACAAUCACCACAACACAACCCAUAUGGCCAACCAUAUCAACAACCACCACAACAACAGUAUCCACCACAACAACAAUUUGCACCACCACCACAACAGUAUCCACAACAAUACCCACCACAACAAUAUCCACAACAAUACCCACCACAACAAUACCCACCACAACAAUACCCACCACAACAAUACCCACCCCCACAACAAUACCCUCAACCAUACCCACACCCGCAACAAUAUCCACCACAGCAAUAUCCACCACAGCAAUACCCACCACAACAAUAUCCUCAACAAUAUUAUGGGCAACCAUACCAACAACCACCACCACCAUCAGUACCACAGCAACAACCACAACAAUCACCAUUAAAACCACCACCAUCAAAACCACUUCCUCAAUCACAAAAACCAGCGGGUAUGUCAUCUCCACAAUUACAGAAACAACCAGUUGCAACACAAUCUUGGCAAACCGAACCACAUCAAAAUAAUCAAUCUUCACCACAACUUCAAAAGUCAACUGACAUUAAUCAACCAACUGCACCAUUUAACCCAUAUGGUCAACCACAAAUGUACCCAAAUUUACAACAGCAACCACCACCACAACAGCCACUACCAACAUCGCCUCUAGCCCAAAUGGCAUACCCACCACCACAACAACAACAACAGGUAUCACCUCAACCAAUCAUAAUGAUGCAACCACCUCAACCAUCCCAACCAAUGAUGAUGGCACCAGUAAUGCUACCAGAUGGUAGUGGUGUGAUGUCAGUUGCAAUGAUUAAUAUGAUGUUACCACCAAGUGUUAUUUCAGAUAAUAAACUUAUACCAUCAGCAGGAUCAAUAUUUCAUAGCCCAAAUGGUAAGGGUAAAAUUAGAAUAAGAUUAAUAUCAGCAUCAAACCUUGAAGCAAAAGAUACAAACGGGAAGAGCGAUCCCUACAUCAAGCUCAAAUCAACAAGUAUUGCAUCAUCACAAGUAACCAAAAUCAUCAAUUGUAAUUUAAAUCCAGUUUGGGAUGAAGAACUAAUUGUUGAAAUUGAUCAAGUAGCUCGUGAAGUUAUGAUAUUCGAUGUCUACGACCACGAUCUAAUCGGAAAUGACGAUUUAAUUGGAUUUGUAGGUAUCGAUCUCUCCUUGUUACCCAUGGGAAUUGAAGUUGUAACUCACGAGAAUUUAUCAUUUGCUAAACAUGGCACUAUUCAAAUUGGACUAACAGCUCUAGAUUUCGGGUUAACUAAUUUAUCUCAAAAUUAUUUACAAUCAUAUGUGAAAUGGAGAUCCGACCAUUCACCUGGUUUACAAAGAAAAGACUUUAAACAAAUUAAAAAAGACAUGAGUUCAAAUAAAAAAGGUGCUUUGUCAGGUCCAUUCAUUGCAAAGACUACUCAUCAUGACUAUAAAUUUAUUAAUGGUUAUUUAAAAAGAAAGAAAAAUAAACGUCAAGUUGCUGGCAGUAUUACUCUAAAAGUUGUUGGUUAUACUUUAUUAUUACCAGUUUUAGCUUUAGCAGGCAGUUAA
Molecule: messenger RNA, 1914 nt
Organism: Dictyostelium discoideum AX4
Lineage: Eukaryota; Evosea; Eumycetozoa; Dictyosteliales; Dictyosteliaceae
Exons: 2
Coding region: 1-1914 (637 amino acids)
Cellular component (GO): mitochondrion
Source: RefSeq, a predicted model, not a curated record